AAGGCGGGCAGGUGAGGCAGGCGGUGGGUGGGUGCCUCCCGCGGGCGCAGCCGGCCUCCUCGGCCUGGCCCUGGCUUCACCCGCCUGGCAGAGCGAGACGGAGCCGCCCCGAAGGGGAAGAAGGGAGGCGGCAAGGCAUGGCGUGCUUCAGCGGCGAAUACUUGGUUACUGAAGAUGGCUUACCUGAAGUUAGAAAGUGGCGACCAUCGAUGUAUAGGAAAUGCACAGAUCCCCUUUGGCUGAUGAUAUUCUUUCUCUUUUGGACAGGUUUAAUGUUCAUAACUGGUUAUGCAAUAACGGCUGGAUCUGCAGAAAGGCUUAUCUUUGGUUAUGACAGCUAUGGAAAUAUAUGUGGUCGUACAAAUACUCCUGUGGCAGGUGCAGCUUUGUCGGGGCAAGAUAUGAGAAACAAAAGAUAUGUAUUCUUUUUGAAUUCUUGUGGUAUGGGAAUAAAAAAUCUUAAAAUCAAUUCAGUUGCAUUGUGUGUAUCAAGUUGUCCGCAAGAGCAACUCAACUCCUUGGAAGAUAUUCAACAUUUUGCAGAGAAUAAUGGUUCUUGCCUUUGUGCUUAUAGCUUCAAUGUUGAUACCUGCACACAUAAUUCCAAAGCUGCUGAGCUUUGUGCUGCUUUACCAGUUCCACCAAGCACAUCUUUCCCAUUGUUUAAUCGAUGUGUUCCACAAAAUGCUGAAUGCUAUUCCCAGUUUUCCUCCGUAUUGAUAGAUAUGGUGAAUGAAAUGGAUAUUUUUCAUCGUGUUCUUGGUGGACUAAUGGCCGGAAGAGAUACUGUAAUAGGAUUAUGUAUCCUUGCGUUUGUCUUCUCGAUAGUAAUGAUGCUAAUCUUCAGAUUCAUCAGUGUACUUCUGGUCCGGAUAUUCCUUACAUUACUUGUAUUUGGAUUGUUAUUUGUUUCAGGAAUCAUGUGGUGGCUAUAUUAUAAUUAUGCCAAUGAACCCAGCAUAGAAUUGGAAACUGAAAAGGAAAAUAUGAAAUUAUUGUUUGGACUUUCUAUUGUGUCUACAAUUAUCACGGUCACCCUACUUUUUCUGAUGUUUAUAUUAAGAAAGAGGAUUCACGUGGCUAUACAACUAUUCCAAGUUGUCAAUAAAAUAAUUGGCAGUGCCUCUUCUCUGCUUUUCCAACCUUUUUGGACAUUCAUAAUACUUAUUUUGUUCUGGGUGUACUGGGUAACUGUGUUACUUAGCUUAGGAACUGCAGGGACUGCUGAAGUCAUUUCAGGAGGGCAAGUGGAAUACAGAAUUCGAUUUGGCAUUCGCUACAUGUGGUGGUAUCACUUAGUUGGACUUAUUUGGACAAGUGAAUUCAUUCUAGCAUGUCAGCAGAUAACAGUGGCAGGAACAGUGGUUACUUUCUUCUUCAGUCGAAAUAAGAGUAAAUUACCACGUCAUCCACUCCUGUCUUCCAUAUCAAACCUUUUUUGCUAUCACCUGGGAACCAUUGCGAAAGGGUCCCUUUUAAUCACAAUAGUGCGACUCCCAAGAAUCAUUCUCUUGACUAUUUAUAACAUCCUCAAAGAAAAGGAAAAUGCAUGUGCAAGGUGCAUGUUCAAAUGCUGUUUUUGCUGUUUCUGGUGCCUAGAAAGAGGCCUAAGAUACUUAAACCAGAAUGCAUACACAGCAACAGCCAUAAAUGGGACAAACUUCUGUACCUCAGCAAAAGAUGCUUUCCUCAUUUUAUCAAAAAAUCCAGCAGACACCACAGCAAUCAACUGCUUCAGCGACUUUAUAAUCUUUCUAGGAAAGGUGUUAGUGGUGUGUUUCACAGUUUUUGGAGGCUUGAUGGCAUUUAACUACCACCGUGAACUACAUGUUUGGGUAGUCCCAUUGCUGCUGCUAGCCUUUUUGGCUUAUCUCGUGGCCCACAGCUUCUUAUCUGUAUUUCAAACAAUAGUGGAUGUCCUAUUCCUUUGCUUUGCUGUUGAUAUAGAAACAAAUGAUGGGUCUCCAGAGAAACCCUAUUUUAUGGACCAAGAAUUAAUGAAUUUUGUUUACAAGAGCAGCAAACUUGAAAAGGAGAUCAAACAAAGAAAUAAAAAAACAUUACAUGACAAUGAGCAUGGCACAGAACUCCAGCCUAUGACCAGAAGUUGAGAUGAUUUUAACACCAUUGCACAGCAAGACACAAUAAAGUGAAGGUUAUGACUGCUUUGAAGAAAUUGCCUCAGCUGCUGUGUACUUUUUGCACUAGAAGACAAUUGGACCAAAUGUCUUCUCUUAAAAAAAUCUUUAGCACAUAUUUUUACUGAAAAUAGUUUUUAAGAUUGUUUUAUAAAAGUGGAUCAAUAAUAAAAUCUUCUGUCUUUUUGAUAUAA
Molecule: messenger RNA, 2332 nt
Organism: Anolis carolinensis (green anole)
Lineage: Eukaryota; Metazoa; Chordata; Lepidosauria; Squamata; Anolidae
Gene: slc44a3
Product: solute carrier family 44 member 3
Exons: 16
Coding region: 138-2111 (657 amino acids)
Biological process (GO): transmembrane transport
Molecular function (GO): transmembrane transporter activity
Source: RefSeq, a predicted model, not a curated record